GGAGUUCACAUAGCCCCUUAAGAUCGUUAAUACUGCAAUCUAACUUUAGUCUAGUUCUCUGUCUUACUUCUCUCAAUCUUCUCUCGUUUUCCUCUCGUUCUCCUUUCAUCUGGUGUUGCGUCGUCCUUCACUUCAAUAAUUCGAGAUGGCUGUACCGGUGUCUGCAAUCGGAUUUGAAGGAUAUGAAAAGAGGCUCGAGGUCUGUUUCUUCGAGCCAGGACUGUUUGCUGACCCUAAUGGCAUGGGUCUCCGCACUUUGUCAAAAGCUCAAAUUGAUGAGAUUCUGAAACCAGCUGAAUGCACUAUUGUUUCAUCACUGUCGAAUGAUGAUCUGGACUCGUAUGUCCUUUCGGAAUCCAGCCUCUUUGUGUACCCAUACAAAGUUAUCAUCAAAACUUGCGGGACAACGAAAUUGCUUCGCUCAAUUCCUGCCAUUCUUAAGUUGGCAGAGACUCUCUCACUCGCCGUGAGAUCUGUGAGGUACUCUCGUGGAAGCUUCAUAUUUCCUGGUGCUCAGCCUUCCCCACAUCGUAGCUUCUCAGAGGAAGUAUCUGUCCUUGAUGGCCAUUUUGGCAAGCUUGGUUUGGCAAGCAGAGCCUACGUUAUGGGUAGCCCUGACAAUGCUCAGAAAUGGCAUGUUUACUCUGCCUCGGCUGAGUUGGCAAGUUUAUUCUGGGGAGCACGCCCCUCAGGCCCCGUCUACACUCUUGAGAUGUGCAUGACUGGCUUGGACAGGAAGAAAGCAUCAGUGUUUUACAAGACAGAUGCAAGUUCAGCUGCUAUUAUGACUGAAGAUUCUGGCAUCAGGAAGAUUCUCCCAAAGUCUGAAAUCUGUGACUUUGAGUUUGAUCCUUGCGGCUACUCUAUGAACUCCAUCGAAGGGGAUGCAAUUUCCACCAUUCAUGUGACACCUGAAGACGGUUUCAGCUAUGCUAGCUUUGAAACAGUGGGCUACAACUUCAAGGAUGUGAACUUGACCCAUCUGAUCAAGAGGGUUCUGGAUUGCUUCAAACCAGCUGAGUUCUCUGUGUCUCUGCAUUCCACCAUUGCUGCAAGUGAAGAACUUGAUUUCCCUCUGGAAUUGAGCGGAUACUGUUGCGGAUCAACAAACUAUGAAGAACUGGGUCUAGGAGGUGCAGUCAUCUACCACAGCUUUGCCAAGGACGAAGGUUCUCAGUCUCCAAGGUCAAUUCUAAAAUGCUGCUGGAGCGAGGACGAGAAGGACGAGGAAGUUGAAGAGAGAGUUCUGGACAAGAACUAGUGUUUCCCUUUUUCUUUUUCUUUUUAAAUAAACAAUUGUCGUGAGGGGUUAUGAUAAUGUAGUAGGGUAUUAGUAUUUUAUGCUAUUUUAAUAUCUAAAUAAAGUGGAUCUUGCAUGAAGUGUGAGAUCCAUUGUCCCUGACUCCUGGAUGCAGGAGUCUUGAGUCCGUUUUAAGAUGAAGUUUUUAUAUGAAAUAGUUUCGUGUUAAUGAUAUUAUGAUAUUGUGGUUUA
Molecule: messenger RNA, 1492 nt
Organism: Rosa chinensis
Lineage: Eukaryota; Viridiplantae; Streptophyta; Magnoliopsida; Rosales; Rosaceae
Product: S-adenosylmethionine decarboxylase proenzyme
Exons: 1
Coding region: 146-1261 (371 amino acids)
Biological process (GO): spermine biosynthetic process; spermidine biosynthetic process
Cellular component (GO): cytosol
Molecular function (GO): adenosylmethionine decarboxylase activity
Source: RefSeq, a predicted model, not a curated record